CUUCCCCGCUUCGACAUGUCCGCCCCGGUCACCGACCCCAAGGUCCCUGCUGCUGCUUUCAUCCACAACGACAUUCACCUCAUUCGCAUUUACUCGCCUGGGAUCAUCCAGCACACCUGGGCCAACAACCGACUCGAGUGGGGGAAGACCACAGAUGUCGAGACAUACUUCGCGCGUGAGACGCUUCUCUCCAACCAGGAUUUCACUAGCAAUGGCAAGCUAAAAUUCUGGGCCCUAGUUCCAAAAAGCUUUGGUCAGGAUCACCCGAACCUCGAUCAUGUCCUCUGUGCAGUCGAGACCUUUGAGCGUCCUGGUAUCGUUGCCACCAAGAACCAGGGCGUGAAGGAUGUGCUCUCGGUCAGCGUUGCCUCGGUCUUUACUCCACCGCAGAGCCGCGGCCACGGAUAUGCCUCUCUUAUGAUGAAAUCGCUUUGGGAGGAGAUUAAAAAAAUGGACAAUGUCUCCUUCACAUUCUUAUAUUCGGACGUUGGACCCACGUUCUAUGGCCGCAUCGGUUGGACACCCCGGCGGUCAGAUGAGAUCGUGAUCCCUACAUCCCACUUUGUCAUAGAUCAGUCCCCGUCUCCUCCAGCAAGACUCGCAAAUGUAACCGAUGAUGACCUGACGAGCCUUAUAAACAAGGAUGCUCAGUUAUUGCGCGAAGAGCUCAAAAAGAGGGCGGAGAGUUCAGGUCCGGAAAAGAUCUUUGUCGCAGCCACACCCGAGCCUUCCUGCAUUCGUUGGUUGACUGCUCGCUCGAGAUUCACUGCUCAAUAUAUCAGGAAGCUGGAGCAGCACGACAUCACAGUGCUAGGUGCCAGGGAUACAAAGACCGAUAGCUUCGCGCUUUAUUUCCAUCAUUUGCUCGAGGAUCAGCUCUAUAUCAUUCGCUGGCGACUGGAUCCCAAGGCGGGCGAGGAAACUGCUCGCGCGUUAAUCCAGGCUGCACAAGCAGAGGCAAAAAAGUGGAACUUGUCCAAGGUUGUAAUUUGGAAUCCAGAGCAAUCUUUGGCGGAUCUUUUGGGAUUGCAGAUCAAGCACCGCGACGACGCACUACCUAGUUUGGGACUUGUCAAUUCCUUGCACGACACCAACAAUGUUGAGUGGAUAGCCAACGAGAAAUACGCCUGGUGCUAAAGUAUAUUUGCCGUACCUGGCCAAUCCAUUAUAGAUACCGUAGGCGAUUAUAAAAGAACAUACCACGUUCGUCAUGUUUAUCGAACCCACAAUAGACCGU
Messenger RNA from Gamsiella multidivaricata, 1237 nucleotides. RefSeq lists its product as uncharacterized. The transcript has 3 exons. The record is from RefSeq and is a predicted model, not a curated record. The annotation marks the transcript as partial. Lineage: Eukaryota; Fungi; Mortierellomycota; Mortierellomycetes; Mortierellales; Mortierellaceae.